Messenger RNA from Beauveria bassiana ARSEF 2860, 1815 nucleotides. Its product is annotated as TLDc domain containing protein. The record is from RefSeq and is a predicted model, not a curated record. The transcript is spliced from 2 exons. Lineage: Eukaryota; Fungi; Ascomycota; Sordariomycetes; Hypocreales; Cordycipitaceae. Bases 1 to 1815 code for a protein of 604 amino acids.
AUGGGGCAGGUCAUAUCGGACGAGCAGUCGACGCAUCGCUCCAAAGAAGAGCUGCUACAGGACCUGGCAGUGCGCUUCAAGGAGAAAUGCUUCACUUCUCUCGAGUUUUACUCGCUCAAGGAUGUUUUCAAGACUCUGGCCGAUCGCCAGGGAGACGUCUCGUACCUAAAGGAAGACACCAUCGCUCGCUACUUGGAGAUACCCGACAUUCUUGGCGCGUCGCCAGUUUUGUUCCAGAUGGUGUCGUAUGUGGGUGCCUUUCCCUUCCUGGCCGAAGCACCAGUAAUUAUCGAGUUUCCGCAUCUUAUAAUGGUCGUAGUCAUCAUGACUGAACGAUAUAAACGGGUUCUUGCUCGCGGGUCAACCGACCGUACCAAGCUGCUCUUCAAGAGCAUGGCAGUCUAUGACCGCAAAGCAUCUACGACAAGUCCCAUCUCACCAACUAUCCAAAGUGAUGAUACGGAUCAGGCCGGUACCAAGUCGCUGGGCUUCACUGUUGACCAGCCCGGACAAGAAGAUGAUGACGAAUACGCCGACGAUGACCUCGUUCUUACCGCGUUUGAGCUUCUGGAUAUCGGCGAUGCCGUCAAACAAGGCAGUGUACCCGAGGUACACGGCGCAAUUAUACCAAUGGACAACUUUCGCAAGCUCGUGAUGCUGCUACUCCUCGUUGCUCCUCUAGGUGAACAAGACAGUCUUGCGCAAUAUUCCGAUCGUGUCACAGGCACCGAACUGGAGCACCUACGAUCCUCAGCAGAGAGCAUUUUAUCGUCCUUUGCCGAUGUAGAAACAACCCCUGGCAUUCGAUACCAUGACUUCAAGCGACUUCUGCCCGUCAUUGCUCCAAACCUUUUCAGCGGGUUCAAUAACCUCUUCAAUCACUUUCUAUUCUCCAAGAAUCUCGAUUUUUCCAAACACAAGGGCGACGAGGCCAAACUCGAGAAUCAGCCCGCAAAGCUAGCUCAGCCGCUGGUUCUCAACAAUGGCGAGAUUUUGAAUGGUCAUCUCUUGGCUCAAAUAUCCACAUUCUUGCCCGCCUCCGACUUAUUCCACCGUGUCCGCCUGUUGUAUUCUGGAAACGAAUCGGGCUUCUCCAUCGGGAGCUUCGAGUCCAAAGUGUUCAACUGGGCUGCCCCUACGAUAUUGCUCGUCAGCGGAAGUCGGAUCGGAGACGAGCCAGAAGGUGGGCAGGAGACCAACUUUGCCGAGUCUCUGCCUCUAAAGCGGUAUCCGAAUGGCAGCAAAGGCGAGCGCCUCACAUUCGGCCUGUACGUUCGGGAGCCGUGGAAGCACACCCACAAAAAUUGUUUCGGCGACUCCGAGACCGUCCUCUUUCAACUGGAGCCCGUACACGACGUCUUUCGGGCGUCAACCAUCAACACCGACUACGUCACAUUUACAAAGGCGCCCGCCAAUCAGCCCUGCAUGGCUUUUGGGUGUCCCCAUCCCAAGCCAACAAAAUCAGGCCGUACCAGCGCCACAUUCUCACUGGGCGCGGUAUCGCUUCUGUUGGAUGGCUCGUUUGAGUUUGGCGUCUUCAACCACGAUUAUUCGUCCCGUGGCGGUGCGUUUCACACGAGCGCGGUGCGAAAGUCCAACUUUCAGGAUCGGUUCCAGAUUCACAAGCUCGAGGUAUGGGGCUGCGGCGGCGACAAGGAAGCCGCCGCGCAGGCGGAGAGAUGGGCGUGGGAGGAACGGGAAGCCGAAGCGCGCCGCAAGAUUAAUCUGGGCACUGGUAGUCAAGACCAAGACCGAGCGUUGUUGGAAAUGGCGGGAUUGAUUGGAAAUAACCGGAGCGGUGGUUCCAUGUCCUAG